AUGGACUACUCAAAGCUCAAAGUCGCCGAGCUCAAGGACCUCCUCAAGCAACGCGGACUCUCGGCCACAGGACUCUCCAAGAAACAGCUGAUCAUUGACGCUCUCGAGGAAGACGAUGCUGCAUCAGGACAACCAGCUGAAGAUGAUGAUGAGGAAGAAGAUGCUGAUGCUGAUGAUGCCAAUGUUGAAGUGAAGACAAGCACGCGCUCGUCGACAAAGAGAAAGGCGUCCUCGCCCGUGCCAGCUGCCCCCACUCGGGCCAAACAGCCGAAAAAGGCAAAGCCAGAGCCGCCUACUGCUGCCGCCGACACUCCAACCGACACUGUCAAACCCACUCCCAAGAUCACCGAAGCUCAGUUCGCACCAGCAGGAGCGAACCUCGAUAUCCCCAUCGAUGAGGGUGUCUCUUCUGGUUGGCACGUCUUCGUUGACCCCGACACCGGUAUAAUCUACGAUGCCUCGCUCAACCAGACCAAUGCUUCAAACAACAACAACAAAUUCUACCGUGUUCAGGUAUGGAUGAUUCUCUAUCUUCCCAGUUUGACGGUGCUGAUAUAUCUCCCCNAGCUCCUCCAGAGUAGCUCUGGCACGAAAUACCAGACAUGGACCCGCUGGGGCUGCGUUGGCGAGCACGGACAAUCCGCCAUGCUCGGUGAUGGUUCUCUUGGAGAUGCUUUUGGCCAAUUCGACAAANAAUUCAAGGACAAAUCUGGCCUCAGAUGGAACGACAGAGGCGAGAAACCCAAGCCUAAGAAGUAUGUCUUCGUCGAACGCAGCUACCUUGCCGACGACGACGAAGCUCCUGCUCAGUCCGGCGCUUCUCCUGAUGGCGACGAUGGAGAUGCCAAAUAUACGCCACCCAAAUGCACACUGGAUCUGCCUAUCCAGUCGCUCAUGGAGCUCAUCUUCAACCAAAAGCAUUUUGCCAAUACCAUGCAAUCACUCAACUACGAUGUCAAUAAGCUUCCUUUGGGAAAGCUCAGCAAAGCCACCAUCACCAAAGGCUUCGAGAUCCUUAAGGAGCUGUCUGCCUUGAUGAGCGAUACAUCACUUGCUCCAGACCUGGAUGGCUACGAGGAGCUGAGCAACCAGUACUACAGCUACAUUCCUCACUCGUUCGGAAGGAACCGCCCACCUAUCAUCCGCACACUCGAUAUGCUCAAACCAGAGAUAGAAUUGCUGGACAGCUUGAGCGAUCUCAAAAACGCCGAUGAGAUCUUGAAGAAGGCAAAGGAGGCGGCCAGUCAAAUCCACCCUCUCGACUCGCGCUUCCAAGGUCUCGGUAUGCAAGAGAUGCAGGUCCUCGAGCCAUCCAGCUCAGAAUUCAUUGAAAUCAACCAGUACCUCCACAAGACCUGCGGUUCGACACACGCCGUUAAGUACGAAGUGCAGGACAUCUUCCGCAUCCAGCGCGAGGGAGAAUUCGAGAGAUUCGACAAGAGCAAGUAUGCUACCGUUGAAAGUGACCGUCGCCUCCUGUGGCAUGNNGGUAAGUUGAUUCUUGGAUUACGUUCUUCAGAAACUACAGCUAACAUGUCGGAAAGUUCUCGCUCGACUAACUAUGGUGGCAUACUCAGUCAAGGCCUUCGCAUCGCUCCGCCCGAAGCUCCUGUCAAUGGUUACAUGUUCGGCAAGGUAUGUUGUUUGCUUCCACAUUUCAGUGCAAUUUCUGACCGAUACGACAGGNGUAUCUAUCUGGCCGACAUGAGCAGCAAAAGUGCCAACUACUGUUCCUCUUACGAUUCAGACGGUCAUGCACUGCUCCUCCUCUGCGAGGCUGAACUGGGCAAGCCGAUGCAGACUCUCACCAAUGCCAGCUACCAAGCAGCCGAGACCGCCAAAGAAAUGGGCGCCUUCUCCACUUGGGGUCAAGGUCAAACCGCACCCAAAGCUUGGAAAGACGCAGGAUGCAUUCACCCCUCUCUCACUGGUGCAACUAUGAACCCUGGCAAUACCAAUGUCCCUGGCGCUUACCUCCAGUACAACGAGUACAUCUGCUACGAUAUCGCUCAAGUCCGCCUGCGCUACCUCUUGCGCGUGAAG
Aureobasidium vineae is the source of this 2043-nucleotide messenger RNA. The record is from the annotation of a GenBank genome assembly. Lineage: Eukaryota; Fungi; Ascomycota; Dothideomycetes; Dothideales; Saccotheciaceae.